AUGAAGUUGACUGCGUUCGCAGCAGCGUCGCUGUUCGCCCCCGCGGCGCUGGCGAGUGUUCCCAACAUCGUCAUCAAGGGCUCGAAGUUUUUCUACGCCAACAAUGGAACUGAAUUUUAUCUGCGGGGUGUGGCGUAUCAAGAGAACUAUGCCGGUGGAGGAUCCAACGGAACUGGCCUCUCCUCCAACACGGGCUACACGGACCCUCUUGCGGAUGGCAGCGCCUGCUCGCGCGAUAUCCCUUACCUCGUCAAACUCCGUACCAAUGUGAUUCGAACCUACACGGUCGACCCGACGAAGAAUCACGACAACUGUAUGCAACAAUUGGCCGACGCUGGCAUCUAUGUCAUCACCGACCUCGCCUCGCCCGACAUCUCGAUCCAGUCCGACUCUCCCACGUGGACGGUGGAUCAGUAUGACCGGUAUACCGCGGUGGUCGACGCAUUCCACAAGUAUGACAAUGUGAUCGGUUUCUUUGCGGGCAAUGAGGUUGUCAACCAACCGAACCAGACCGAUGCUGCGGCUUUCGUCAGGGCUGCCGCCCGAGAUGUUAAGUCCUACAUCAAGAGCAAGGGAUAUCGUACCAGUCUCUCCGUGGGUUAUGCUACCACCGACCAGAGCAGCAUCCGGACUUUGCUGUCGGAUUAUCUCAACUGCGGAGACCAGUCCACUGCGAUCGACUUCUUUGGCUACAACAUCUACGAAUGGUGUGGCGACCAGACCUUCCAGUCCUCUGGAUACGAGGCCCGCACUCAAGAGUACAGCAACUACUCCAUCCCUGUCUUUUUCUCCGAGUACGGAUGCAACACGGUUCAGCCCCGCAAGUUCACUGAUGUGCCCGCCCUUUUCGGCCCGCAGAUGAAUGAUGUCUGGAGUGGUGGUAUCGUGUACAUGUACUUCCAGACUGACAACGACUACGGUCUCGUUUCCGUGAAGGGCAGCUCACGCGAGCUAUUCGCCCACCAACUCUCCCCGUGCGUGCCCCACGGUCGAUGGGAGCUUUUUGGCCAAAUCGAGCCCCCUCCCCCGACCCCUGACAAGUCUCUUUGCGACUGCGUGGAAAAGACUCUGGGCUGUGUCGUCAGUGACUCGGUUAACUCGAAGAAGUACGGCGAGCUGUUCGGUCAGGUCUGUGGCUACGGCAGCAACAUCUGCAACGGUAUCGCACACAACGCCACCACCGGCCAUUACGGUGCGUACGGCAUGUGUAGCAGCAAGGUUCAGCUCUCUGUCGCUUUCAAUGCCUACUACGAGAGUCAAAACAAGGACAAGACGGCCUGUGACUUUAAAGGUGCGGCCAAGGUCCAGUCUGCGCAGUCUGCCUCUGGAAGCUGCAAGGCCGCCGUCAGCCAGGCCGGUGGUGCUGCAGGAACCGGGACUGUCUCUUCUGGAGGCUCUAGUGGUUCUGCUGCCUCGUCCACCACCUCGGGCGCUGCUUCCCACAUGGCCAGUCCUUCGGCUGUCUUUGUGAGCGGCUGGUUUGCGUUAUCCUCGGUGAUUGUGGCUGCCCUGGCAGGUUCGUUGAUGGUUGUUCUCUAA
Molecule: messenger RNA, 1539 nt
Organism: Penicillium diatomitis
Lineage: Eukaryota; Fungi; Ascomycota; Eurotiomycetes; Eurotiales; Aspergillaceae
Product: glycoside hydrolase family 72 protein
Exons: 5
Coding region: 1-1539 (512 amino acids)
Biological process (GO): fungal-type cell wall (1->3)-beta-D-glucan biosynthetic process
Cellular component (GO): cytoplasm; fungal-type cell wall
Molecular function (GO): 1,3-beta-glucanosyltransferase activity
Source: RefSeq, a predicted model, not a curated record